Molecule: messenger RNA, 3467 nt
Organism: Hypanus sabinus (Atlantic stingray)
Lineage: Eukaryota; Metazoa; Chordata; Chondrichthyes; Myliobatiformes; Dasyatidae
Product: protein phosphatase 1 regulatory subunit 3C-like
Exons: 2
Coding region: 178-1065 (295 amino acids)
Biological process (GO): regulation of glycogen biosynthetic process
Cellular component (GO): protein phosphatase type 1 complex
Molecular function (GO): glycogen binding; protein phosphatase 1 binding
Source: RefSeq, a predicted model, not a curated record
GGGGCGGCGGCGGCGGCGGCUGAAGGUAAAGUCAGACCAGCGCCUGUUCCGGGGCAUCUGCGGUUCGGGGUGCCGCUUCUGUGGGCCUGUUACUCCUCAACCCUCACCCACAGCAGAACUGAGUCCAGGCUCAGGAAUUUGACUGCCUGCUGUCUUCAGCUGUCAUAUCCUCCAGCCAUGCCUGUCGAUUUUGCCAGGAAGCUUUGCCUUAACCACUCCCCUCCCUUUCACAGUUUCUUGAGCCACCAGGAUUUCAGAGGAGUCAACAAAUCCAGACUGGAGCCUCUGCGCUCGUGCCUGAAUCUUCGAAGUGCAGAAUGCCUGGACAAGGGGAAAUGGAAAGUUUGCCCCCCUGCUAGUGCUGAGAAAAAGAAGGUAGUUUUUGCUGAUAUGAAGGGUUUUUCACUCACUGCUGUUCGAAUGUUCUCGGACUUUGAGGAUGAUUUGUCAGAUCUUCAGUUUGAGCUCUCUGACCUUGCAGACUGUGAUCCACGACCUACCAAGAAUGAGAAGCUAUCUUUAGACUUUCACCUCCCCUCUGAAGAUUAUUUAAGCUUCCGUUCUCGACUGCAAGAGAACUUUGUCUGCCUUGAAGACUGUGUGAUCCAUGAGAAGUUCAUUUCUGGAACAGUAAAAGUUAAGAAUCUUGACCAUGACAAAAAAGUUAUGAUUAGAAUCACCUUUGAUUCCUGGAAAAGCUUUCAAGACAUUGAAUGCAUUUACUUGAGCAAUGCCAAUGGCUGUGUGGACAUAGACACCUUCUGCUUUCAGAUCCACCUGCCAGAAAGACUCCAAGCUCUCUCCAAGAUUGAGUUCUGUGUAUCUUUCAAAUGUGGCCAAAACGUCUUCUGGGACAACAAUAAUAAAGAGAACUACAGAAUUGUUGGUGGAGGUGGGCAGUCAGCUGGUGGAAAAACUCACCCUUCACAGGAUUUGUCUUAUUAUAACAUUAGGGGAAAAGCACAAGAGGUAGAUUUUGAACAGUUUGGCAGUCCCCGACUGGCUGACUCGAUAUUCUCCCAGUGGCAGAGCUGGGGUAGGUUUGACAGUGGUCCCUUUUGGUGAAGGCUUCUGGUCCCUGAAUGGGAAUCAGCUAAUUAUUUUAAAAUAAUAAUUUAAGUUUGGGUUGGAUGUAUCAUGUCAAUUGACUCAAGGUUUGGUGGGCAUUGCAUGAACACUGAGUAUUAAGUGUGAUGCUGUAAGACUAUAGCUUCAUUGCUCUGUUGAUUGUUGAUGAGACUUGAUCAUUUGUGACCCUGAUCUUCCUCAUCUUUUUGCUUGGCUUAUGAAGUGGCAGGGAAUGUCCAGCAUUUGGCCAACAGGAUGAUGAGGAUGUGCUUUGGAAUAAGUGUACUGUUUUGAUUAGAAUAACAUAAUACUGUACCUGAUAUUUAAAAUGUCUACUGUAGUAAACUUUUGGCCUGCUGUCAAUGACUUGCGAAAGCAGAGGUGGCAGUACGUGAACUUUGAAUUUCACAAGUCAAACUUGCACAUACAGGACACACUUGUUUAACCAUUUGACUCUUGUUCACUGCUCUGUCCAUAAUUUGUCACAUAAUAGGACAAUUAUCUUUGGCUAAUGGUGACAUGAGUGCUCCCUGCAGGCUGGGCUGGUGUUGCAGUGAUCACUGAAGUGAAAAAUGAGUUAAGGUUGCAAAUCAGGAUCACUUUCUCAGAUCUAGUGGCACACUUAAGCAGAGAAUGGAUAGCUAUUGCAUAACUAGCUCCCUGUGGUAUUCUCAGCCCUCCUGAUUGAACAAAGAGUGUUUUCAGAGUGCUUGUUUUGUUAAAUGUACAAUAACACAGUUCUUAAUUAAUGUUCUGGUUCUUAUUGCAAUGUCUUAUAACCAAAAUUGGAUCUCGGACAGAUAUUUGGAGCAUCUGCCUACCUUUGCACAUGAAGCGAUAGCGAUAGCUCAGUAUUUAUGCCAGUGAAGAGGACAAUACUCUUCAAAGGGCUGGAAGGGUCAGAGUUUUGCCUCUACGGCUUGAACUGUGGCUGGUUUGGGGUGAUGAGAGUGCAUUUUAAAUUUGCCAGUUUAUUCAUACUUCCAAUUCCGAAAUAGUGUGGCUCUGAAUUACGAAAUGAUGGCAAGGCUUUCUUCAUGUUUUAACACGCUUUGAACAGUUUUAUUGAGUGCUUUGAUUUUCAUUGAUGCUGCGAAGUGGAUGCUCAAACAAGAUUACCUCUUAAUGUUCAGCUAUCCAACGUAAGCAAAAUGAAAAAUGUAGUCAUUAUUGGAUAAAACAAUUUAAUAAACGAGACUGCUGGGCAUUUACAGACGAUGUUUGCUUUACAGUGCUUCUGCAGUGUUACGGGAGAUUGAAGUGACUCGGCUGCAUUAAGUAUGAAUCUGUUAAUUGGUUGCUGUUAACAAAAGAUUGUUAUCUUCAAACUGAAAACUUAAUUCAUGGGAGGAGGGAGGAAGAAGCUUAAAAUCUUUGCCAUUGGUACUUCUGACUCUCCAUUCUCCUCAGUUUGAUUUUGUUAAUUCGUGAACACAGCAUCAGACUGUCACUAAGAAUAGUAUGCUGUAUUGUUCACCAUGCUGCCCUGGUGAGGACUGAGCAACUGGGCUGGAUCAGCACUGACACAGGACCACCUGCGAUUGCCCACUCACUCACUAAAAUGACAUCUGAUUUCAGUUGCUCAAACAUUGUUUGGCAGUAGGUGAGGAAGAAGUAGAAGGUGUUAAGUUGCAAUAGUUUGUAGAUUGGGGUUGAUUUCAUGUAUAAUGCCGGCUGAUUUUUUUUUUGUUGAGCUGAUGCUUCCAGGGUUAUUCUAAAAAUAAAAUCUUUUUCUGAACUUGGGCUUUUUGCACUAUUUGAGGAGCCGCUGGCCGAUUAGGAACCAAACACGAGAACACAGAUGAACUGAAUGAGGUUUCUUUUGCACGAACUUCCCUGAUGGAAUGUUGAAAUCAGCACACUGUGAUGUAAAGUGAUUCUGGGAUUCAUAGGACUAAGUGAGGUGUGGCACUGAUCCCAAGAUUUGUGUUUUUCUUUUGUUCACUGGGUGGCAAAUUUGUGGGGAAAGUGCAGAAGGAACGAGAGGAAGAAUGUUUUGGGAAGGUGAAUCUUUCCAUCAAAAAAGACUUGAGUUGAUAACACUAAGAUGAGCUGUGACAUCUCCAGAGGUCUAGAACUCUGCAAUAAGUUUAUGGUGGGCACUUGGGAAAGGCUCAAUAUAGAGUUAACUCAGUGUGUAGGAGGAAAAUGCUUUCCUCAUUGGUUUUGGCACUGUGUACAGACAUUUGGUAAUGGUGUAUGAAGCAAUGAUUAUUGUCUCCUGAUAAACUCCCUGAGUGAGAUAAAAGAAAUAUUAGCUGUAACAGGGAAAGUGUUUCUGUUUUAUAACUCUGAUGCUUGCCUGUUCUGAACUAUUUAUAUUUGUUAUGCUUGCACUUGUUGAAUAUUAAAUUAAUGAUAUUUUGUAUAUUUAAAAAAAAAAUAAAGGUUACAUAGAA